This is a messenger RNA of Liolophura sinensis, 2166 nucleotides long. Its product is annotated as mediator of RNA polymerase II transcription subunit 15-like. Gene Ontology annotation, biological process: regulation of DNA-templated transcription. The transcript has 21 exons. The record is from RefSeq and is a predicted model, not a curated record. Gene Ontology annotation, molecular function: transcription coregulator activity. NCBI's taxonomy places the organism in Eukaryota, Metazoa, Mollusca, Polyplacophora, Chitonida, Chitonidae. Bases 1 to 2082 code for a protein of 693 amino acids.
AUGGCGGCAGACGGACAAGAUUGGCGAGGUCUUGGAUUUCGGAAAAAAGUUAUUGCUCAGAUAGAUGAAGCUGUGCGGCAGGCAGGUAAUCCUAUAACCAAGAGCAGCAUGGAAAUGGAAAACCACGUCUUCCUGAAGGCCAAAUGCAGGGAGGAAUACCUUGCUCUGGUUGCCAGACUCAUACUUCAUAUCAAAGAGAUCAACUCCCAGAAGGAGAGGAAGGCGGCCGCCAUGGUUGCAGCAUCAGCAUCGGGUUUAGCCCCGCCCCACGGGAUUCCACAAGGUACGGCCCCUUUACAACAGCAGCAGCAGCAGCAAGGCCCUGGCAUGCAGGACCCUAUUAAUGCUCUUCAGACUCUGGCCCGGCAGGGUGGCGGACAUAACCUCACCUUGGGGCACCAGCCCCAGCAAGAAGGCUGCUGUUGGCACUAUGCUGAUACAAGCAAACAAAAAGCCAGCUUAUACCCACCAGUCUCCAGGAACAAUCCCCCCCUCCCACCCCCCACAUAUACCUCACAACAAACACCUCACCCAGUCUGCCAGAAUUACAUUGUGUCCCGAUUCCAUCCCUUGCAGUGUAUAAAAGUUGAUGUUUCAGCCACACUGGGCAUGGGACCAGGUCCCAGCCAGACUAUCCUGUCACAGCAACUUCAGCCAUUCCUCUCGGACGCCAGGCCCGGAGCCUUCCCGCAGCGAGGCCCUGGCAUGCCCAGUGCCCAGCAGAUUCAGAUGCACCAGAAGUUGAUGCAGCAGAGAGCGAUCCAUCAGCAGCAACAACAGCAUCAACAUCUGAUGCAGCAAAGGGCAAUGCAGCAGCAACAACAACAACAACAGCACCAACAACAGGGCACACAAGUCCCUACCCUGCAGCGUCAGGAUGCCUUUAUAGUGACCUCCCCUCAGCAGCCAGCAACUCACGUUCCCCCUGUGCAGAGUCAGGGCGUGGCACAGCCUCCGGGGCAGCAGAUGCAGUUUGCUGCACCGGGCCCGUAUCCUUCCCCACAGCAGGUGCACUAUGUACAGAGCCCUGCCUCACAGCCUGCCUCCAUUCCCCAGCAGAUGACCCCUUCACCUGCUCAGCAAGGACCGCCAAGUCAUUCUAUACACUCUCCAGCCCAUAUGAUGCCCAGUCCUUCUCCACAGCCAACUAUAGUUCCCUCCCCUGGCACAAAGACUCUGGGAGUAGCCUCCCCUGGAACAAAUCUCAACACACCAGGCAACCCAGGGUCUGUAGGACCUGUGGCCAGUCCUGCCUCCAGGGCCCCCGGGGAAGACCAAGCCUACCUGGACAAGCUGAAGCAAUUGUCUAAAUACAUUGAGCCUCUCCGUAGGAUGGUUAACAAGAUUGACAAGGAUGAGGAUAAUCAAUCGCAAAAGGAUCAGCUCAGCAAAAUGAAGAACCUCUUGGGCAUACUCUCUGACUCAUCACGAAGGCUGCCUAUGACAACUCUGCUGAAGUGUGAACAAGUACUGGAGAAGCUUGAUCUGAAUCUAAAGGGGACUGGCUCCAGUGUGACCCACACACAGAUGCUGACGAAGUCUAGUGAGCAGCACAUGUGCCAGCCUUUGCUAGAUGCUGUGGCCGCCCUCAUCCAGUCACCCAUGCUCAACCACACCCUGCACCGCACAUUCGGACCAGCUAUGACCUCCCUUAAUGGACCACCUAUCAAGGUGCCCAGUCCAUUGCCCAGAAAGAGGAAGAGAGAGAGUGAAUCCCCGGAUGAUGACAUCCCUGAUGUCCUGCAGGGGGAGGUGGCCAGAUUAGACCGGCGCUUCCAUGUCAACCUGAACCCUGCUAACAGCUCAUCUUCCAAAACCAUACACCUGACCUGUUAUCUACAAGACAAGAACCUGCCAACUGUUCCUCCGAUACAGGUGUUGGUGCCAGAUGGUUACCCCUCCACUAGCCCCUCGUGUGAUAUGGAUACUGUGGACUAUGAUUCCACACCUUUCCUACAGGCAAUACACAAACUGUUAUUAUCCCGAUUGUUGAGGAUGCCUGAUAGAUUUUCUCUGACUGCUUUGUUGAACACUUGGGAGAUGACAGUAAGGCAUGCCUGUUCUCCAAUGACAACUGUGUAGUGGGGAACUCUGUACCAGGGGCCUGUUCUCCAAUGACAACUGUGUAGUGGGGAACUCUGUACCAGGGGCAUGUUCUCCAAUGAC